AUGCAAGGUGGAUUAGGUAUCAAGAAUCUCAAAAACCAUAGCAAAGCUCUUAAGGUGAAAUGGUUAUGGAGGUACCACCAGGAGGAUCAAGCACUAUGGUAUAGGGUGAUCAACAACAAGUAUGAGGAGCUGAAUAAAUGGGUAACCAAAGAGGUAAAUACCCCCUAUGGGAUUAGCCUUUGGAAAUCCACCAGAAUAUUUUGGCCUUUCCUGAGUAAUCAGUCAAUUGUCAAGGUACAAAAUGGCAGAAAAACCAGUUUUUGGUUUGAUAAAUGGAUGGGUGGUAUGAGCCUCAAAGAUCGUUUUCUUGACAUCUUUACAUUGGCUCAACACCAACAGAAGACUGUCGCUGAAAUGUGGACACAACAAGGCUGGGAUCUGAUCCUUAGAAGAAAUCUGAAUGACUAA
This is a messenger RNA of Solanum tuberosum (potato), 408 nucleotides long. RefSeq lists its product as uncharacterized. NCBI's taxonomy places the organism in Eukaryota, Viridiplantae, Streptophyta, Magnoliopsida, Solanales, Solanaceae. The coding region runs from base 1 to 408 and encodes 135 amino acids. The record is from RefSeq and is a predicted model, not a curated record. The transcript has a single exon.